CCUAAAUGUCAAUCUUUUGACUGUCAAAUUCUCAUGCUUUUUGGCAGGAUAUUGAAAGAUACAAAUUGGGAGAUCCAAGGAUGUUUCAUUAUUUAAAUCAAUCGAAUUGUUAUGAAUUGGCUGGAAUUAAUGAUGGAAAGGAAUAUCUUUCCACAAGGAGGGCCAUGGAUGUUGUUGGGAUCAGUUUUGAUGAACAGGACUCUAUUUUCCGAGUUGUGGCUGCAAUUCUUCAUUUGGGUAAUAUUGAGUUUGCAAAGGGAAGCAACGGUGAUGAUUCACAACCCAAGGAUGACAAAUCUCGAUUCCAUCUGAAAACAGCAGCUGAUCUCUUAAUGUGCAACAAGAAAUCUCUUGAAAAUUCCUUGUGCCAACGUGUCAUGGUUACUCCUGAUGAGACCAUAACAAAAAGCCUUGAUCCAGAUGCUGCAGCUAUCAGUAGAGAUGGUUUGGCUAAAAUUCUCUACUCAAGAUUGUUUGAUUGGCUCGUGGACAAGAUCAACCAUUCUAUUGGACAAGAUCCUAAUUCAAAAUUCUUAAUUGGGGUGCUGGAUAUCUAUGGCUUUGAGAGCUUCAAGACAAACAGCUUUGAGCAAUUUUGUAUAAAUUUGACUAAUGAGAAACUGCAGCAACAUUUCAAUCAGCAUGUUUUCAAGAUGGAGCAAGAAGAGUAUUCAAAAGAAGAAAUUGAUUGGAGUUAUAUAGAGUUUAUUGAUAAUCAAGAUAUUCUUGAUCUUAUUGAAAAGAAACCUGGCGGCAUUAUUGCUCUUCUUGACGAGGCUUGCAUGUUCCCUAGAUCUACCAAUGAGACAUUCGCACAGAAGCUAUACCAGACAUUCAAAAACCACAAGCGUUUUGCCAAGCCAAAGUUAUCGCGAAGUGGCUUCACCAUUUGCCAUUAUGCAGGAGAUGUCACUUACCAAACAGAACUGUUUUUGGAUAAGAACAAGGAUUAUGUUGUUCCUGAGCAUCAGGCUCUCCUUAGUUCUUCAGAUUCCUCCUUUGUCUCUGGCCUUUUCCCCCCUUUACCUCAGGAGUCUUCUAAAACAUCAAAAUUCUCUUCCAUUGGUUCUCAAUUUAAGCAACAACUGCAAGCUCUACUUGAGACUCUUAAUGCGACGGAGCCACACUACAUUCGUUGUGUGAAGCCCAAUAAUCUCCUAAAGCCUGGUAUCUUUGAGAAUUCUAUUGUACUGCAGCAGCUUCGUUGUGGGGGGGUUAUGGAGGCAAUCAGGAUAAGUUGUGCUGGAUAUCCCACUAGGAGAACAUUUGAUGAGUUCAUAAGUCGUUUCAAAAUCCUUGAGCCUAGUGUUGUAAAUGGAAGGUGGCUCGUCCUACUGAUUUUUAAUUCCUUACACUUUUAUAGUUGCGAUGAGGUUAAUGCUUGUAGAAGACUCAUGGACAAGGUUGACCUUAAAGGUUACCAGAUUGGCAGAACAAAAGUAUUUCUUAGAGCUGGUCAGAUGGCUGAACUAGAUUCUCACCGAAGCCGCGUGCUUGGGAAAUCUGCAUGCAAAAUACAGAGAAGAAUUCGUUUUUAUUUGGAUCGCAAAAAGUUCAUCUCAUUACGCAUGUCAGCUAUACAAAUUCAAGCUUUAUGUAGAGGGCAAGAUGCACGCCAUAUUUAUGGGCAUAGGAGGAGAACUGCUGCUGCUUUGAUCAUCCAGAAAGAUGCACGCACUUUUUUUGCUAGGAAAGCUUAUGCGCUUUUGUCCUCUUCUGCUAUUCUUAUUCAAGCGGGAAUGAGGGGAGUGGCUGCUCGUAAUGAACUUUGGUUAAGAAAGAAAACUAAAUCAGCCAUCCUCAUCCAGAGUCGAUGUCGAGGGACAUUGGCCUGUUGUGGUUAUUUGAGAUUGAAGAGAGCAGCAAUAGCUGCUCAGUGUGCUUGGAGAGCAAAAUUGGCUUGUAAAGAACUACGAAUGCUUAAAUCGGCUGCGAAGGAAACUGGAGCACUCCAAGAAGCCAAAAGCAAGCUCGAAAAGGAAGUUGAAGAUUUAACUUGGCAACUGCAGUUGGAAAAACGAAUGAGGGCUGACAUUGAGGAAGUCAAAAAUCAGGAAACAGCAAAGCUAGCAUCAGCGUUGGAGAAAAUGCAGGUGCAGUUUCAGGAAACUAAAGAUCAGCUGAUGAAGGAACUUGAAACUGCGAAGAAACUAGCUGGGCCAGCAACUUUUAUACAGGAUCUUCCUGUUAUUAAAGAUGAACUGGUUGAUAAACUAUCUGCUGAAAAUGAAAAGCUGAAGUCACUAGUAAGUUCUUUGGAAAAGAAAAUCGAUGAAACAGAGAAGAAGUAUGAAGAAACCAGCAAGCUCAGCGAGGACAGGUUGAAGCAAGCUUUGGAGGCAGAGACGAAGAUUAUUCAAUUGAAGACUACAGUGCAGAGGCUCGAAGAGAAACUUUCAGAUAUUGAGAUCGAGGAUGAGAUUCUUCACCGACAAGCUUUGAAGAAUAGUCCUGCUGGGAAAAUGUCUGGACAUUUAGUUCAAACCAUGCAGCCUGUGGAGAAUGGUGAUCAUGAACCCCAAAGUGCACAGCCCAUUAAAAGAUUUGGCAUUGGAUCUGAUAGCAAGCUGAGGAGAUCCAAUACAGAGACGCAACGGGAGAAUGUAGAUGCUCUCAUUAGAUGCAUAACGGAAGAUCUUGGUUUUAUUGAAGGAAAACCUGUUGCUGCAUUUACCGUUUACAAAUGCCUUGUCCACUGGAAAUCCUUUGAAGCUGAAAAAACUAGUGUAUUUGAUCGUCUUAUUCAGACAAUCGGUUUUGCCAUAGAGGAUGAGUCGAACAAUAAGCAUAUGGCUUACUGGCUUUCCAACAUAUCUACACUACUCUUUUUACUUCAACAAACUAUAAAAGCUACUGGUUCAACUCCUGGGAAACCUCCACAACCUACAUCGUUUUUUGGAAGGAUGGCCCGAAAUUUCCGAUCUGCUUCUUCUGCCAACGUUUCUAUAGGUGGACUGAGCGGAGUAUGCCAGGUUGAGGCUAAGUAUCCAGCUCUAUUGUUCAAGCAACAAUUAACUGCUUAUGUUGAGAAGAUUUACGGAAUCAUUCGUGAUAAUCUAAAGAAGGAACUUUCAUCUCUCCUUUCUUUGUGCAUCCAAGCACCCAGAACACUCGGAGGAAACUCUUUGAAAUCAUCUGGCAGUUCUUUGGCUAACCAUUGGCAGAACAUCAUUGAGAGCCUAAAUAGGCAUCUGAAUAUACUAAAAGACAAUUUUGUUCCUCUGAUCUUUGUACAGAAAACCUUCAUGCAAAUUUUCUCGUAUAUUAACAUUCAGCUUUUCAACAGCCUCCUUCUCCAUAGAGAGUGCUGCACAUUUAGCAAUGGGGAAUACGUAAAAGCAGGGUUAGGUGAAUUAGAACUUUGGUGCGUAAAUGCACGAGAGUAUGCAGGUUCAUCAAGAAAUGAACUAAAACAUGUACAACAAGCUGUAGGAUUUCUGGUCAUACACCAAAAGUUACGAAUUACUUAUGAGGACCUCACCACCGACUUGUGCCCAAUACUAAGCACUCAACAGCUUUAUAAAAUUUGUAAUCUUUAUUGGGACGACGACUACAACACACGAAGUGUAUCUCCAGAUGUUAUUUCGAGCAUGAAGACACUUAUGAAAGAGGACUCGGGUCAUGCUGAUAGUAAUUCAUUUUUGUUGGAUGACAAUUCAAGCAUCCCCUUCUCAGUUGAUGAUAUUAGCCGUUCUCUCCAGCACGCAGAUUUCACGCGUGUAAAACCUCCAGCUGAACUUCUUUUAACUCCAGGCUUUGAAUUUUUACAGGGAUAAGGCUGUGUUUCUUCAGCUUUGUCCAAUGAUUUUUCAGAUGCCAACUUAUGCUUUAGGUUUAGGAAAUCUUUGAUAUCCUGCUGAUGCCAUGAUGUACAUCCAAUUCCCUGAUCAUUUUUCUACUUAUGUUUCGUCUUAAUACCUCAUCAAUACCCCGAAUGUAGAAUUGCUUAGUUAGAUUUGUAAAAAAAAUCAUAGGUUUUUCAUGUAGAAGGGGCAGAGAUGAAGUUUUUCCAGUAGCUAAUCGGUUUCGAUACAUAUUGGAUUAAACACUGGCAGCAUUAUCUGCAGCAGCUACAGACGAAAAUGGCCUUUGGCAAGCAGCUGUCGUUGCCUCCCAGGUUUACAUUGUAUAAACAAAAACGUGUUUGUUAUCAAAAGUUCUCAUUGUCUAUC
Sesamum indicum (sesame) is the source of this 4172-nucleotide messenger RNA. RefSeq names its product myosin-8. Gene Ontology annotation, molecular function: microfilament motor activity; actin filament binding; ATP binding. Gene Ontology annotation, cellular component: actin cytoskeleton; myosin complex; membrane. Lineage: Eukaryota; Viridiplantae; Streptophyta; Magnoliopsida; Lamiales; Pedaliaceae. Gene Ontology annotation, biological process: actin filament organization. The record is from RefSeq and is a predicted model, not a curated record.